Acromyrmex echinatior (Panamanian leafcutter ant) is the source of this 3511-nucleotide messenger RNA. Its product is annotated as solute carrier family 2, facilitated glucose transporter member 1. Gene Ontology annotation, cellular component: membrane. NCBI's taxonomy places the organism in Eukaryota, Metazoa, Arthropoda, Insecta, Hymenoptera, Formicidae. Gene Ontology annotation, molecular function: hexose transmembrane transporter activity. The record is from RefSeq and is a predicted model, not a curated record. Gene Ontology annotation, biological process: monosaccharide transmembrane transport.
CCCCCUUCGUCGUGCGGUAAGGGUGCGUGGGAUGGUGAAAGGUUAAUCCGGAAUCCAGUUCUGGACCGCCCAAUCGCGCUGUUGUUGUACCGGUCCCAGAGGAAGAGGGGGGACAUGAAGGGGCGUGCGGGGUCUUUUGAAAAUCGGCUUCGGUUAUACCAUCACACGAAUAUCGGUGGCAGUUGCGCGCGCUCGCGAUUGUAGUACGGAGGUCUUAGCCGGAGUUGUCAUCUCGAGACUUUUAUCAGCUUGAACGAAUUUUUUGAAUCGCGCUCUUCUUACAGGCGAUAUUUUUGAGGAGCAGUUAUAUAGUGAGAAAGAGUGAUUGUAUUACGAAGAAAGAUAUUUGACUGUAAAAGAAGAAGAACGGGAGAUUUAGAGAAAAGAUAGAAAUAGCAAAAAGACUGAGUGUAUCAAGUGCGGAUUAUUCGCAUAAAACAUGGAACUCAAGGGUCUUAACGGCCGAUUAGCAUUCGCUAUCGCAGCGGCCGCUCUCGGUUCAUCGUUCCAGCAUGGAUACAAUACCGGUGUGGUUAAUGCACCUCAACAGCUUAUCGAAGACUGGAUCAAAGACCUGAAAACAAACCGCACGGGCAUCCCAACGGAAAAGACGGAAGUGACGUUAAUUUGGUCGUUGGCGGUGUCGAUAUUUUGUGUCGGUGGAAUGAUAGGGGGUUCCAUGGUAGGCUGGGUAGCGGAUCGCUUCGGCAGAAAGGGCGGUCUGCUGCUGAACAACAUCCUAGUCCUGGUGACUGUGAUCUUCGAAGGUAGCGCCAAGGCAGCGAAGAGCUACGAAAUGAUAAUCGUCGGCAGGUUCCUAAUCGGUAUAAACUCCGGGCUGAAUGCUGGCCUGGCACCGAUGUACCUGGCUGAGAUCUCGCCCGUGCAUCUACGUGGCGCCGUGGGCACUGUCUACCAGUUAGUCAUCACCAUUUCGAUUCUGGUAUCGCAAAUCCUCGGUCUGGAGCAAGUCCUUGGUACCGCCGAACAAUGGCCGUUGCUACUAUGCUUGACGAUCGUACCAGCGAUCUUCCAGAUAUGCACGCUGCCUCUCUGUCCCGAAAGUCCCAAAUAUCUGUUGCUCAAUCGCGGCAAAGAUAUGGAUGCACAAAGAGCGCUGUCCUGGUUACGUGGCACGAUCGAAGUUCAUGACGAGAUGGAAGAAAUGCGAGCAGAGUACGAGUCGGUGAAACUGGUGCCGAAGGUCACUCUGCGCGAACUCUUUGUAAAUCCAGCGCUUCGUAUCCCGUUAUUCAUCUCGAUCAUGAUUAUGUUCGCCCAGCAGUUAUCUGGCAUAAAUGCCGUCAUGUUUUUCUCAACGAAGAUCUUCAGGAUGGCGCAACUCGACAAGCAUGCCGCUCAGAACGCCACGAUGGGAGUCGGUGCUAUGAACGUCUUAAUGACCAUCGUCUCUUUAGUAUUAGUAGAAAAAGCAGGCAGAAAAACGCUACUCUUGGUCGGAUUUUCCGGCAUGUUCGUGGAUACCGCUCUACUCGCCAUUUGUCUCGUAUUCGCUGAAACCUCACGCGCAGCAGCAUACUUCUCGAUUGUACUUGUCAUCAUGUUCGUCGUCCUAUUCGCCACUGGACCAGGAAGUAUUCCGUGGUUCCUGGUAUCAGAGUUGUUCAAUCAAUCCGCCCGACCACCCGCUACCUCCAUCGCCAUCGCCGUCAACUGGACCGCAAACUUCAUCGUCAGCAUUGGCUUCUUGCCGCUGCAGGAGGUACUAGGCGCUUACGUGUUCAUCAUUUUUGCGGUGUUGCAGUUGUUCUUCACGCUCUUUAUAUACAAGAAGGUGCCGGAAACGAAGAACAAGACUAUGGAGGAGAUUAGCAGUAUGUUUAGGCAAAUAUCGUAUCAGUGAGGAAUACAAAAUGGAUAAAAUAUUUUCUCAAAAGCAAAAUCAGGAAUGAAUAUAAGUGCGUUCAUUUCUCUUUUUCUUUUUCUGCGUUGAAGAAUUCGGUUUCGCGAAAAUGGCACAUACUAUUUUAUGAUCUAUUAACGCGCUUCCAACAUUCUGUCCACACGCAAUAUCAAAAUUCAUCGAAAAGAUACUCGGUGAAUAUUUGUGCAUAAUCAUAAUGUGUGCUACGAUGUAUUCGACGUAGUUACAUCCUGCAAUCGUGCCAAUCCGGUAAACUUAACUUUUCGUUAUUUAAUUAUUCUACGUUUUUAAUUUUAGUUUUAAUUUCUUUUAUUCGGAAACUGUGUUCCAAGUCAAGUCGCACGAACACGCGACAAUUGAAAUGACGCAAAACAGUUUAGAAAACAUGAUUCUUUCACGAGUUCUUUUCGAAUAAUAAUUUGUUCCUUGCUUUAGGGACAAUAUAAUAUAUUACUUGCCAUUACUUGUCUGAGUACGAAAGACCAUAACUCUAGUCAUGAAAAAAACUUGUAGACGGAAUAUAUCCACACAAUACAAUUCUCUGAGAAAAGUUCUAAGGACGUCCUUAAGACGUAGAUGUCCUCUGUAUGUCCUUACGACAUCACUUGAAAAACUGUGUUGUAUGAAUAAUCUUGGAAGAAUCUUAUACACUGGUUGAUUUUAUUUUUAUUAUCGAACCUACGAUUCAUUUUACAUCGACAGAUUCGUACCGCUUGCUAAGCGAAUUUUUAAUGCGAUAUAUCACGUGAAAUAUACUAUAUUUUAAAGAAAUUAAUAAUCGAGUACAAUUUUAUAGAAUAACAGUUGUACAAUAGCGCAUGAAAAACUUGCGUUUUCCCUAUCGAAUUACAUUACAUCACGUUAUUGUAAAAGAAUUUCAAAAAAGGAAUAGAACUGAUUGUGUCAAUGAAUGAAGAGCGCAUCAAUUGCCUUUUUAUGAAAUAAUUUAUAAUAAAAAUUUAAAGAAUAUUUUAUUAUACGUAAACUCUGAAACGCAAGUUUUAUUCAAACAAGAACGGAAAGAAUGAUGUUAGGAUAAUUGUAAAUAAAUACAGAGAUAUGUAAAAAUUAGUAUUGUGCAUAGCAUAGGUAAUAAUUAUAUUUAUGUAUGCAUGUAGAUUUGAUUAAUGUGUUUAAAACUAUAUCAACAUCAUAUUUUUAAAUUAUUUAGAUUAAUUUUAAUAGUGUAUACAUAUAUGAAAUGAAACAUGCGAUAUACUGAACGUAACUCAGGAAUUUACGCUGAUCGUUAUCUCGUAAACAGCAGAUGGAUACACUGUUUUAUUUUUACGCUGUACCUUUCCGUAUCUCUCAAGGAAUACUCAUUUGUAACCCGUUUUAAUUAUGUAUAUUAAAACUCAUUGAUGAUAUAUAUUGUACAACAAAAGGCAUCUAAGUUUGAUAAUUCGUUAAAUCAUCGAUUUUUAUCUACUUUGUGUAAAAUAUUCGAAAAAAAAAUCUGAUCGAGAUUUUUCACUUUAUUAUGUAUAUGAUUAGUACAUUAUGUAUAUGAUUUAAUAUGUUAUCCACAUUACUAUGUACAAUGUAUGCAAAAUGUGUUAAUCGCAAACGAUUCAACUUGUCGCAAAACUGUAAAUAAUAAUAAUUCUCAUAUCUUUUAGUUAA